AGUGGAGAGAACUCAUUACUGUGAUACGACCAAAAUUUAUGUAUCAUUAAUAGUUUUAUUUUUUUUUAUUACACAUUAUAGUUAAAUAGUAAUUUAUAUGAUGGAUAUUCGGGACGAUCAGAACCUCGUGUUCAACAUAACAUUGGCAAAAUUUACAGGAUUAUACCAAAUGUUGAAUCCUCAAACCAUACGAUGUCGUGGAUUAAACGUUCACCACUUUAUUAUGGCAUUCAUUGUGCUCUAUGUGUGUGUAAUUGGAAUGAUAUUGACCGUUAGUGGUGUGUACUAUUGGACGGACAACAUGCCUCUGAGCAUAGAUUAUAUUUGGAAAGGUAUCACUUGUAUGAGCAUGUUCUAUCCAAUGUGUGUCAUCGUCCACUACUCGAAUGCCAUAUGGGACUGUUUGUCGAUCACGUGCUACGGUUUUACAUCGCAUAGCCUCCGAGACAGACAUAAUUGUAUACAGAAUCAUUGGAGAGAACGAUCUGUGUUGUUUACGACUACAUUGACAGUACUGUAUUUCACAUCAGUGACAAUGUUUUUAGUUAGUUCCCUGUCAUUGUCGAACGUAAUUUUACUGGUCAAAAAUCACGACGGUUCAGUCGGCAAUUACCGCCAUAACAUAUUCAAUUUGUAUUUAUUUGUAUCUGACGAUACGUACAAUGCACACUACACUAUGUUCUACGUGGUCGAGGCUUUGGGCGUACUCUCAUUUUUAAUAACAUUGUACGUAUUUGAUUUUCUUCUGGUGACACUUUGUUUAGCCAUACGCUGUCAGAUGCAAAUGGUUUGCACCGCGUUCGAAUCAGUUGGGCAUAAAUUGCUUAGCAACGAUCUCUCUUUAGUCGAUUGCAGAGAUGAAAAAGAAAAGUCACCUAACAAGCACGACUUAAUACAUGAUGAAUUAAAAACAAUUAUAAUGGAUCAUCAAGCAGUUAUGAAGAAAUAUGAUGCAUUUUUCACAAUAUUUAAACGAGCUUUGUUGCUACAAAUUGUUGUUUUCUCAAUAGGAUUCAUCAUAGUAUGGUUUUGUUUCAUAAUGAGUUUCUCCAACGAUGAAAGAUUUAUAAUCUCGAGAAUAUUUACAGUCAAAAUAUUUAGUGUAAUUCCUUCAAAUUUAUUUAAAAUAUUUGCACUGUGCUAUUUAUUUGGAAACCUACACGAUCAAAAAGAUUCAAUAAUAUUCGCAUUGUACAGCAGUAAUUGGACCGAAAUGGAUAUGAAGUGUAAAAAGUUGAUAUUGUUAACAAUGAAAAUGAAUAAUGCCAACCAAAAAAAGCUAAAAUUUACUCGAACAAGAAUCGUAAACUUGGAAAUGUUUUUUAAGACAAUGCGUGAUUCAUACUCAAUUUUAUCGGUUUUAAUCAAUUAUAUAAAACACAUGGAUGAAUAAUUAUUGUUAAUCAAUUUAGUUAAUUAAUUAUACUAUGAAUAUAAAUAAAUAUUACUUUCAACAUAGUUCUACUUCAACACAUCAACUAAAUAAUUAAUUUAGGCAUAACCAAUAACAUAUUCAAUUUUGUUAUAUAACAAUGUACCUAGAUUUUAUAAUUAAUCAUUAAAAUAAAUUAGUUAUAAGUUUAUUGUAUUAUUUUAAUAUUUUGUAGAUUUGUAAUGAGUAAUGACUUUCAAUCGUGUGAACAAAUAUUGUCAUAAACGUUAGAAUUACCUAGUACAUAAUAUUAUUAAACUUUUCUUGAUUGAAUAAAGUUAACUAGGUUACAACAUUAUCACGUUGACAAUGUGGUUGUAUCCUAUAUAUUUUAUAUAUAAAUUCAGUUUUUUAUGCCAAAUAAAUUAAUAUUUUCCAUAAUUGAAUGUUUCAAGUACAUGUAGACACAAGCAUCAAACACCACACCACAUACCGAUACCAUAUCAAUUAAGUGAAGCCUUAUAAAAUAAAAACAUCGCGGUCGACUUCUCAAAGGAAAUCAUAUUAUACUAUCUAAUUUAAGUUUAAAUUAAAUUGUAAACCAUAUGUAAAACAAAUGUAUAUAAAUAACUAAUAGUACCUAGCUAAUGUUUUUAUAUCUAAUAAAAAAAAAAAAUCAGUUAAUAGUAACGCACUUGUUGAGUAUAAUAAUAUAAAAAAAUAUUUUAUUAUUAUAUUUAU
Molecule: messenger RNA, 2113 nt
Organism: Metopolophium dirhodum (rose-grain aphid)
Lineage: Eukaryota; Metazoa; Arthropoda; Insecta; Hemiptera; Aphididae
Product: odorant receptor 46a-like
Exons: 6
Coding region: 98-1393 (431 amino acids)
Biological process (GO): detection of chemical stimulus involved in sensory perception of smell; sensory perception of smell
Cellular component (GO): plasma membrane
Molecular function (GO): olfactory receptor activity; odorant binding
Source: RefSeq, a predicted model, not a curated record